ACUCUGGCUCGGAAUUUUCAAUACUGAUCUGACAAUGGCUUCUCCUUGGUUGAAGAGGGCUUUCAUAUCGUCCGAGUCGGAUUGUUCUGGCUCCAUCGCCAAACGCCCGGAACUGCAGUGCGGCUCACCAGCUCACUCACCGAACGGAGAGUGGUCGAAGCCAAAACUGGAUUUACAUAGUUCACAGUCCGGAACCAACGCCUUCUCAAUCCUUCCACAAGCCAGUUUCCAGUUCGCAUACGCAGAUAUCUCCCAGGGUAUCGACGCGACAAUAUUUGAUUCUUCGGUCAACAACCUACAGCCUCCGAAUCAUACAAAUCUUCUAUCUGCGAAUCCUCGACGAGAUGUCGAAGCACCUGUCCUUUCUCCACAACCGGAAAGAGAAUCGGACCUGCAGGUUUCUGAGAUGUGCUUUGGAAUGAUCUGCGAUGCGAAAGCUCAGUUUCUCGACGAUUCCCGCACAAUCGAAAGCGCAGGCCUUUUGACCCUUCCACCUUCCAAUGAAGACGUUUAUACGCUUAAACUCGUUCGUCGUGACAACCAUAUAGCCUUGCAACACGAGAGGGACAUUGAUAUUGCCGUAUUAAACACAAAGACUACACAUGUGCUAUGGGCGAUUGAAGAGCUAGGCUAUGUGCGCUAUCAAGUUUUUGUUGGGGUAGAAACUUUUUCUACGAGCAUUAUCACUUGGGCAAAUAAAGGUCAAAAAGUCAAUUUCCUUGUGGAGAUAAUUAUAUACGGAAGUAAACAAAUCCGUGACCAGAUUGGGAGGAAGCUUUCUGAUGCAGAAAUUUAUUUACAACACCCUCGAUGCUGUAGCGACCAUGCUAAAUACGACAACCCCCACUAUCUCGAAUUCAAACAUUCUCAAAAACCGGAUUUGCCGCAGCAGUUGUGCCAUUCUUUAACACAUCCUAAUAAUUUAGGUCAAACAGCUCCAAACUUUCAGCUUAGCGCGUUGCUAAACAGCUUGGAUCAACAUGAAAACCUUGACGAUGGCGAGAUUGACUGCCGGAUAAAAACAUCGCUUUUAAGGCACCAGAAAACCGGCGUUGACUUUAUUGGACAAAGAGAAGGUUGGAGGGUAUCCUCUAUUCCGGAACUUUGGAAAGCCCACCAAAGGGAUCAAGUGAUGUUUUACGAACAUAUAAUAGUCGGUACUAGAAAGUCCACUGUCCCACCGCAGACAUUCGGCGGAAUCCUCGCAGAUGAGAUGGGCUUAGGAAAGACGUUAACUAUGCUUUCUGCAAUUGUUGGGAGUCUUGGCCUCGCCCAUUCUUCUACAACUCCACCAACGGUAUCCAAUUGCAAAACGUCUGCAAAGAGUACUUUGAUCAUUGCACCAUCGGUUUUGGUUAUCGAUGAGUGGUUGAAAGAGAUCCAAAGACAUGUGGCACCAAACUCGCUGAAUAUACUCAUAUAUCAUGGGCAGAAGAGAGAAUCAGAAAGCAGAGAGCUACUCGAUUUCGACGUCCUUUUAACUACAUAUGCUACAGUGGCAUCGGAAUUUGGAAAAGGCUCUGGGCCUCUUUACGGAAUUACUUGGUUUAGGAUUAUCCUAGAUGAAGCCCACUCGAUACGUCAUCAACAAACCAAGCAAUUCCGAGCAAUCACUUCUCUCUCUGCUUCCUAUCGCUGGUGCCUGACUGGAACUCCAAUUCAGAAUACCCUCUUCGACCUUGGAGCACUCAUCCGGUUUCUUCGAGUCCCCUUGCUUGAGAAUACCUCAAAUUUUCGGGAUCACAUUGUGAGUCCAACUGAAUCUGGAAAAGUGGGAGGCUUUAACAAUUUGCGAACCUUGCUUAAGUCGAUCUGUCUGCGCCGGACCAGAGACCUCCUACAUUUCCCGGAGCCAGAGGAAGUUAUUUAUGAACUUGAUCUCUCACCUGUCGAGAAAGAAAUGUACAACUCUAUUGCAGAGUCAUCAAAACAAGCCAUUGAUGAUGUUGUCAGCGGGCACAAAGCAAUGGAAGCGUACAAUGGUAUUCUUCAAGCAAUUAUGCAACUGCGCUCGCUCUGCAAUCACGGUACCUUUGACUACAUGGUUCUGAAAAGUGGCGUAAUGGACCUGCCAGAUCCCGAAGAGGCUCUGGCAGAACUUCAACAAACUGAUGAUGCAAUAUGCGCAAUUUGUUCGUGCGAUGUCACUUCAGUCAAUAACCUAGAAGGGUCAAAUCCUGGUCGUUUUACGGCUUGCUCGCAUCUUCUGUGCAAUGGUUGCUUCUUUCAGUAUGAAGAAGACCUAAAGAUGAAUAGAAAUGGGGAAAGUUCGUACUGUCCAAUCUGUCGUGAACUUAUCAGUGGAGGCGACGAAGAAUUGUCGCCUAGUACUAAAGGCCGGGGGCAGUCGUAUAUGAUCAAUCCCAAUUUGAUCAACACCGGACAGGCAACAAAACUAUCCAAAUUGUUGGAAGAUGUCCGUGGAGUUAGACACUCCGCUAAAAGCAUUAUCUUCUCCUCCUGGAAAAAGACACUUCACAUCAUUGCCGCUUUACUUAGUGCGGAUGGAAUUCCAUUUGUCCAGAUAGAUGGCUCUCUGACGCUUCCGGAACGGAGGCGAAUUCUUACCAGAUUCCAGGAGAACAGCGACCUGUCCGUCUUAUUGAUGACACUUGGUACGGGAGCUGUAGGAUUGAAUAUCACAGCAGCAAGUCGAAUCCACAUUGUUGAGCCACAGUGGAAUCCCGCUGUCGAAAGCCAGGCGAUUGGUCGUUCUGCUCGACUUGGGCAAAAGAAUCACGUAAAGAUUGUGCGAUAUGUGAUGAAAAACACAAUCGAAGAGUACGUAAAGAGUCGACAAUUCAGGAAACUUCAACUAGCUGGGAUCGGAUGGGGUAGUGGCAAAGAUCAGGAAGAACAGAAGUUGAGUGAUCUACGAGUAUGUCAACUCUAUAGCUGCUGCUUUUCGCUUUGCAAUUCUAACUCUUAGAAGGAUUUGCGUUCGGUAUUAUAAGUUUU
This is a messenger RNA of Hyaloscypha bicolor E, 2958 nucleotides long. RefSeq lists its product as uncharacterized. Gene Ontology annotation, molecular function: ATP binding; ATP-dependent chromatin remodeler activity. The coding region runs from base 35 to 2929 and encodes 964 amino acids. The record is from RefSeq and is a predicted model, not a curated record. The transcript is spliced from 10 exons. Lineage: Eukaryota; Fungi; Ascomycota; Leotiomycetes; Helotiales; Hyaloscyphaceae.